UCUUUGAUUUCUGCGUUCAGACAGAGGGAGUCCCAGAGCCAAGAGAGUGUAAAAAUACAGCUGAAAACUACUACUGAAGAAAUGGAAGCUGCUAACCACCUGCAGGAGGAGAUACUGAGGGAGGCUGACAGCCAAAAUGAGCAUAGGAAAAAGAUGGUCCACAGUCAUGAGGAAGUACUUCUAGAACUAUGUGAUAUCCUAAUGUAUUACGAAGACAGUACAGGCAAGAAACUCUAUGAGCAUGGGAAUAUUACCAGCUUGCACAUCCACAAGGUAAGCACAGCGUUUCUUGACAUCCUGCGGGAUUUAGACUCAGAGUUGUCAUAUCUCAAAGAAAAGGUGGUUCUGGUGGAAGAAGAACUGGAGUCAUUGAAAAAAGAUUCAAAGACCCAAAAAGAACUUCUGCUUCAGCAACAUCAAUCCAGAUAUCUGAUUGAGCAACUAAUAAAUGAACAUGAACAGGAGGUGGCAGCACUAACUGCUAAAGCUAAGAGUGCACGUAGCUACGCAAAGAGUAUCCAAAGCCAGAUGGAGAACGUUCAAGAACAAACAAGGAAGCAAAAUUCAGUGCAUGCGCAUCAAGUCAGUCACCUGGGGUCUAUAGUUUCUCAGCUUUCUGAAUUACAAGAAUCUAGGAGGUUGUAUGAAGACAAGAUGGAGGAUCUUGAGAAGCAGUUGCACCUAGCUCAUUCUGAGGUAGCAAAAGUUCAGAACGAACGGGAUCGAUACAACCAAGAAUGUGGAAAUCUGAAUGACCGGAUUCAUCAGUUGUUGACUGAACUUCAUGGAAAAGAGGUAGAACUAAGUCUAGAAAAGGAGCAGAACAAGAGAUUUUGGGAUCGGAACACUGACAACAGCAUGACUGUUGAUAAUCUAAGGACAGAACUAGACGAGAAGAACAUGGAGUUGCAGCUCAUUAAAAACAUGGUGAAGGAAAUGAGGAUUGAACGUCAGGGACAAAUGGAGCAACAGAGGGCUGCAGUUAAGAAAAAAAUUGAAACCAUUGUCAGAAUCUCCUCCUUGACUUUCCAACUGGAGUCAACCAAGGAAAGACUCGGUAAAGUUAAAGAAGAUCUUAGAGCCAAACAGAUGGAUUUGGAGACUGCUGAGAGAACAGUGUCAAAUCUUACGGCAUGUCUGAAGGAGAAGGAAAUGGCCCUCGAGGUUACCAAUAAGGAAAUCAAGAAGCUGCAUUCACAUGUUGGCAGUAAGAUGCAGAAGCUUGAGCACCUAAAGAACAAAGAGGGCCGUUUACACGAUGUGCAGUCAGAGGGUGAAACGCUGAAGCUGCAGGUGGUAGAGAAGGAAAGGAUUAUUGAGAUCUUGCAAAAGCAAAUUGAUACCAUGAUCCAGGUUGUAGACCAGCAGUAUCAAACUGCUGGAGCGAUGGAAGUCGAGAAGUCACAGCUAUUAAAAGAAAUUGGUGACUGGAAACUUCAAGUGCAAGAACAUAAGAUUGCAAAGGAGGAGGAAGAAGUGAGAAUACACAAGUUGGAGGCCACGCUGAGCAAGCUGGAAUUGGAAAAGGUUAAGCUUGUAAACACAUGCACUGAGAGACUCCAUGCAAUUAAUGAUAUGAAACUGGAAAAAGACGAACUAAUGAGCAAACUGAAAGCCAUUCGGAUUGAGCUAGCUGGUCUUGCAGAGGGAUUUGAAGAUUUGAAGAGGGAUUGCCAGGAUAAAGUCAAGGAAAUGGAAAAUAAUGCGAACAGACUGAAAAUGCAGUUGAGAUCUUCUCAAGCCCAACUGGAACAGACCAGGAAAGCUCUAAAGACUAUAGAGGGAUCUGAUGGCCAUGCUAUGAAGGUUGCAGUGGGAAUGCAAAGGGAGAUCACGGCCAAGAGAGGACAGAUAGAUGCAUUGCAGAGCAAGAUUAAGUUAUUGGAAGAAGCAAUGGCAAAUGCAGCUAAGGAAAUGCAUUACCUCAGAGAAGAGAAUAGUAAACUAAGUCAGGAACUGAGCUGUAUCGCAACAGAAAAUAACAAAAUUGCUGGGCAACUAGAGAUCCUGAGAUCACAAGAGAAAUGUCUCAAAGAAAAACUAUCUAAGAUGGAGACAGCCCUUGAUAAGAUGCUUUCCAAGCUAAGCAUUUUGAAGGAGGAACCACUGCAGGACUUAAAGAGGACUCCUCAAGAAUUAACAAGCUCAGAUGAUAACAUCUCCUCUGUAGAUCUUGGCAAGAAUGACAGCGAUGGUGGGAAAACAUCACCUUUAGCAACCAUAAGGAACACUGUGGAUCCUUUAUGCUUACGAACUGCAGACCUUCAAUCCCAAGGCACGACCCAGCCCUUCACAUCCCCUGAAGGUGCAUCCAUCUUCUCAGCAGCUCCACGUUACACAUCCAGACCUAAGAAGGUCUGUCCAGCCAAGAGGUGCAGAGAAAGGUCUCCGGUACACUUGCUGUUAACUGCUCCACCAGACGACCUUGCAGCUGGCCCCAGCACCUCACCAGAGCACAGACCCUCUGUGGGGAAGAGUGAUUCUCCAGACGUUGUAGCCACAGUCCCCUGGAUAAGUAAGUCCAAAAGUUCUCUGGAAACUAGUGAGAACACAUCUUAGAAGCUACAGAACAAGAUGGAAAGCCUGCAAAACCAGGUGGAAACGUUACAGAGAAAAAGCCAAGCUAUGUCAUCAAUGAUCAGAACUCAGGAAAUGAAGACAGAGAAAGCAAAGGAAAAGGAGAAGCUGUCAAAGUGAAGACUUGUGUGCAUUAGUGAUUACUUUCACGUAUGUAUGUUGUGUUUAAAAUAAACUGUGAUAAUAAGG
Molecule: messenger RNA, 2766 nt
Organism: Cygnus olor (mute swan)
Lineage: Eukaryota; Metazoa; Chordata; Aves; Anseriformes; Anatidae
Gene: CCDC158
Product: coiled-coil domain containing 158
Source: RefSeq, a predicted model, not a curated record